AUGGCUUAUCCCGAGCAUUUUGAUUGGCUGAAAGAAACCAUCAGUUUGUUUCCAGGUUUGCCAGGGUUUUCCAGCAUGUUUGGGAAGAAGAAGAAACGGCUGGAGAUCUCUGCUCCGUCUAAUUUCGAGCACCGGGUCCACACGGGCUUCGACCCGCGGGAGCAGAAGUUCACCGGGCUGCCGCAGCAAUGGCAGAGUCUCCUGGCGGAUACUGCCAACCGGCCCAAGCCCAUGGUGGACCCCUCCUAUAUCACCCCCAUCCAGCUGGCACCAAUGAAGAUAUCUCCCAAGAAAGUCCGGUCUUCCGAAACGCCGUUGCCCAAAACCAUCGUUCGAGGUAACCGGCCGCCCAAAGACGCAUCCAUCAACGGCCUGCUAGAAGAGUUCGACAACAUCUCAGUGACACGCUCCAACUCCCUGCGCAAAGAGAGCCCCCCGGGUGCCCACCAGGCUGGAAGCAGCUCCAAACCCUCAGGCAGUGGUCAUCCCAACGCCCCGGAGGAGAACGGGUUCAACCACUACUACUCCCGCUACUCCUGUGACUUAGACAGCACCAGCAGGGACUUCUCGCUGGAUCCUGGCAAGCCGAGCUUCUCCAUAGAUGGGGACUGGGCAGUGGGGAGGCACUAUCGAUUCACCAAGCAGAAUGGCCACUCGCACCCCAUACGCAGCCACUUCUACCCAGACGCCAUGCCCCAAAGAUCAGACUAUGGCAAGAUGCCGCCGGACUAUCACGCCUACCUGGAGAGCAAAGGACGCUCAGCCGAUGAGGUGGCCUCCACCGUGGGGAGCGGGGUGGGUUCCAGUGGCUACUACCGGGCGUCUGUAGGGGGCUCGUCCAGUCAGGACUACCGGGACACUUCAGUGGGCACGCCGUCUCGUGCCUCACUACACAGUGAGCAGAUCAACUACCCAGACAGUGAGUGGAGCUAUGGUGGCCUGCGGGACGAAUACGAAAAGCGACCCAAGAGUUCCUACGUGACGCAGACCAGCCCUACGCCAGCUAUCAGGCAGCGAUCUCGGUCAGGCUCCGGGCUGCAGGAGCCAAAUGUCCCCUAUGCAGCCAGCGGCGCUUUCAAGCACCCUCCACAGGCCCAUCCGUACAGCUCCUACACCUAUCCUCGCCUCUCGGAGAGUCUCGCUAACUCACAGACCAUAGCUAAGGGUGACUACGAGCGUCCAUCACGUGACGGCAGUCCCCAGGUUAUGGGCGGUGACACCUACCCCCGAGGGCCUCUUAAGCUACCUCAGAGCCACUCCAAGCCACCAGGCUACCCCCCAGCACACCUACCCUACCCCCCUGUCUUUCACCAUUACAAACCUUCACCCUACCAUCACCCUCCCUCCCAGCCGAGCCCACCAUACACCCCUCAGGGGGCAUACUCACAGCCUUCAUCACCUUACAUCCCACCGGGGGCCUAUCCCCCUCCCUCCUGGGGGUCUAGCUCGGACACCCAACCCUCUCGAGUCUCCCACGAGCAGUUCAGAGCUGCACUUCAGCUGGUGGUCAACCCAGGCGACCCUCGGGAAUACCUGGACAGCUUUAUCAAGAUCGGCGAGGGCUCCACUGGUAUCGUGUGCAUCGCCAGCGAGAAACACAGCGGCAAGCAGGUGGCCGUGAAGAAGAUGGACCUCAGGAAACAGCAGAGGAGAGAGCUGCUCUUCAAUGAGGUGGUGAUUAUGAGGGACUACCAUCAUGAGAACGUGGUGGACAUGUACAACAGCUACCUGGUGGGAGACGAGCUGUGGGUCGUGAUGGAGUUCCUGGAGGGCGGGGCGCUCACUGACAUUGUGACUCACACCAGGAUGAACGAGGAGCAGAUUGCUACCGUGUGUCUGUCGGUGCUGAGGGCUCUGUCCUACCUGCACACACAGGGCGUCAUCCACCGCGACAUCAAGAGCGACUCCAUUCUUCUGACCAGCGACGGCAGGAUCAAGCUGUCAGACUUUGGCUUUUGUGCCCAAGUUUCCAAAGAGGUGCCCAAGAGGAAGUCCCUCGUGGGCACGCCGUACUGGAUGGCGCCAGAGGUCAUCUCUAGACUACCUUACGGAACUGAGGUGGAUAUUUGGUCUUUAGGCAUCAUGGUGAUUGAGAUGGUGGAUGGAGAGCCCCCUUACUUCAAUGAGCCCCCUCUGCAGGCCAUGAGGAGGAUACGAGACAACCUGCCUCCUCGGCUAAAAGAAUCACACAAGGUGUCCUCAGUGCUGCGAUCCUUCCUGGACCUGAUGCUGGUGAGGGAGCCGUCUCAGAGAGCCACAGCCCAGGAGCUCCUCCAGCACCCCUUCCUCAAGCUGUCGGGUCCACCUUCCUGCAUCGUCCCCCUCAUGAGACACUACCGCCACCGCUGA
Limanda limanda (common dab) is the source of this 2349-nucleotide messenger RNA. RefSeq names its product p21 protein (Cdc42/Rac)-activated kinase 5 (gene pak5). Gene Ontology annotation, cellular component: cytoplasm. Gene Ontology annotation, biological process: intracellular signal transduction; regulation of MAPK cascade; cytoskeleton organization. The transcript is spliced from 12 exons. The record is from RefSeq and is a predicted model, not a curated record. Gene Ontology annotation, molecular function: ATP binding; protein serine/threonine kinase activity. Lineage: Eukaryota; Metazoa; Chordata; Actinopteri; Pleuronectiformes; Pleuronectidae. The coding region runs from base 1 to 2349 and encodes 782 amino acids.